This is a messenger RNA of Linum trigynum, 3404 nucleotides long. NCBI's taxonomy places the organism in Eukaryota, Viridiplantae, Streptophyta, Magnoliopsida, Malpighiales, Linaceae. The record is from the annotation of a GenBank genome assembly.
UACGGAGCUUCCAACAACAAGCUGGAAUAGCUCAGUUGGCUAGAGCGUGUGGCUGUUAACCACAAGGUCGGAGGUUCAAGCCCUCCUUCUAGCGUUAUAUCAAAUUUUUUGUUAAUUUUCGCUUCCGGCACCAAACUCCGCACUCCACAAUCUUUGUAGGCCUAGCCUACAGAGAACCGAACUUCACUUAACGAGCAAGCCCAACUGAUUUGAAGCCCAAAACUGCCUCAACUCUCAACAAAGCCCAAUAUUUUAGCCGAAUACUUCUCUGUUCAUGUGAAUGAACAAUCUUUAUGUUUUCCUGUCCCUUCUCCUUUGCCAUGUUACUAAUUAUCUGACAUUUGAAUUUUGGGGAGAUAAACCACCACAAAUAUAUGCAGAUUUUUAAUUAUUAUUAUUAUUAUGGUUAUACUUCGUACCAACCUGGAGUUUUAGAAAUUUUCCAGCGACCAAAAAUUAUACAAGGGAGCAUGCAUGACUGCCGCGAAACGAAUGGGAAAUUUUUAAAUGCCGCCGCGAUAUUUCUCGUUGCUAAUCCUCAGACGGCGAGAAUCUGGCGGUACUCUCAGUUUGCGGUGGCUGGGAAAGGUUAGUUUUGUAAUUAACUGCAAACUACGAGGGCAUCUAAAACAUAAGAAGCGCCAAAUUUUGCAUAUGGCCUCCCUCUCUCGCUGGGGUCUCUCAUGACAUUAUGAUUUAUGACAACCAGGCGGGGGAAAAUAAUUGAUUUGUAUUUUAUUAAUCAGGUUUUCUUUUACGAUUUGUUUCCUAAAAUAAAAUUUCAAAAGAAAAUCCCCUUUCAAAAGACCAGAAUGAAGAAAGGCUGCCUUCAAUUAGUUCCACUAUCAAUGAACCAUUUUCUAUUGACAAAAAUCAAAAUUUAUCUCUCCCCGUCAGCCAAGCUAAAGCUUUCUGGAAUUCAUCUAAGUAGGUGAUUAAGCGCACUAUUUGUUCUUACGUUCUCGCUUUCUUCUUAAUAUGCAUAUUCUCAAAGAAUAUUCAUAAAAAACCAAAACAAAACAAUUUACUUGUUUCGUUUAUAUCUGUUUGUUUGGUUCCUGAGAAAAUGACGGCCGGGGGAAAUUCGCAAUGUGACAUCAUGUAAGUUGGGAUAGGUUUUUGUUUUGAUUGAGUUCCUUACCCGGACCUUGGAUUGGGUUUCCAUCUACAGAGAUUUGGUUGCUUUGAUCCAAGAAGAAACCUUCAUAAUCAAUCUAGGACAGACCAUCUCCUGCACAACCAAUCAAUUCAUAAGAAAGACAAAAUUAGUUUCGUGGUUUCUUUCGUCUAUGUAUGUUGUAUAUUUUGCUCAAAAAUCAAAAUUAGAACUCGUUUCGUUAGUCGAUGAUGUACACAUGCAACACUACCAAUCACUCUACUCAAAGUAUGCCAACCUUCGAGGUGUCACCGUGAAGAAGGCUCACGUAAGCAAGAAAUGGACUAGCUCUGGAUCUACGUCGGCUUCAGAUUUCAAGUAUUACUCCCCCGUGGAGAUGCCAGGAAAGGAAAGCAACGAGAGCCACGAAUAUGAACAGGACUCAAGAACAAAACGAUGAUCAUGAAUCUGAAGAGAGCAUGGACCAAUACACAAACGAGGUUCCAACUCUAGUAAAAGUUCAAGAUAGUCUUUAUGGGAACGAAAGAGGUGCUCAGGUGAAGGAGUUAGAGGGACAAUUAAUUGCAAAUAAGUUUGAGAUGGAGACAUUAAGGAAAGGGAACCGGGAGAUGGAAGGGUUGCUUGCAGAGAAAGUAAAUGAGGUUAAUAAGGUUGAGAAAAGGAAUCAAGAAUUGCAAGAACGUAUCAUAGAGCUCGAAUCAUAAUAGUAUUUGGACACAAAAAGAGAUGACGAUAAGGCUCAUUUGACGUUGCAACAUACGAAGGAUAGUGAGGAAAGGUUUGCUUCUGGGAUUGGGGAAUUGCUGUCAGAGUGGAGUUGGCAUCACUAAAUAACACAAAGAGAGAUCUCAAGGUGAAAUUUAAAGAGAAAGUCAUUGUAAUAAGACAAUUCAGGGAGAAGAACAUACAACUCAAGGUUGAGUUGGAACUUCAACUAGAAGUCCAAAGAAUUCACUAAGAGUUCGAUUCAAAUACAGAAGUUGCUAGAGGAAUUAGCAACAAAGUCCAUGAUUGAGGAGAAGCUACAGAAGGUGGCCGAUUUAAGCAAGAAUCAUGGGGUAGAGCUACAAGCCUUGUGAACAGAGAAGAACGAGUUGGAAGAGCAGAUGAAAAACCAAACCCAAAAACUGACACAAUUAAGAGAGUCUAAUGAUAGGAUGAAUGUUGCAAUUCUUGAAUUAUAACAGGGGAUAUCCUGUAGAGAAAAUUAUAUUGGCGUACUUCAAAAUAGGAUUGAGGAUACAAGUAAAGAAACUUCGAUGGAGGUUACAAAUUUGAAGGAAAGAUAACUCAUUUGCAAUAGGAGUUAGAAUCUUCCUUACCAGAGAAAUCCCAUUUGGAGGUUCAAAAAGAAAGAAUAAAAAAAGAACGCGAGGAUGUAGUUAAGAAGAUCACCGAAGAGAUCAAAUCGGAUAUUACAUUUAAACCAAUCAGACACCUUUCUAUGGACUCUCCAAAUGUGAAGCAGACUGAGUCCACUAAGUUCAACACCCAAACAUUAGAGAUGAAGGUCGAAGAAUUAGCAGAGCUAUACCAAAAGACGACGGAGAACCAUAUUUCAUUUUUGUUUAUUGAGGCAGAGUGUAAAAAUUGUAGAACAAAUCCACCUCGAAACAAAGGAUAGUUACAUGCAAAUAAAAGAGCUACAAAAUGUAAACAAAAAGCUUCAAGAUAAGGUUGUGGCAUUUGAAGAUGCGUUAAAGAAAAUGAAAGAAACAUUGGUUGAACCCGGGGGAAGCUUACUGACGGGAUUGGAUGUGUUGAUUUGGAAGUUAGACGAGAACAAACACUCAUUGAAUCGUAUGUCCAAGAUAUCGAAUGAAAUUCAAGACGCUAGAAAUUGGAUGGCAUGAAAGAAAGGGGAGACCAAACAACACUGAAAGACAAUAUGGACGAUUGACAUUACAAUUGAGUGAUAAGGAAGGGAAGGUGUUGGAGUUAGAAGCAAGGCUGACCAUGACAUUGACACUAGCAAGUGAAGAAGAAACGAAAAUCGAUGUUAGAGAGAAAAGUGAAAACACUUGAGCAAGAGUUGAGAGAGAAAGAAGAAAUUAUAACGGUAUUUGGAGAGGAGAAGAAGGAAGCCAUACGACAACUUUGUAUAUCACCGAAAUAGAUAUGCUCAGUUUAUUUUUUUUUGGUAAAACGACAGACGUCGAGCGUCUAAUUCAUAUUAAUAAUAGCUCUUUCAUGGGAGAUUCCCAUUACAUCAUGGUUGAUCCACCUAAUCAAGUCCCUAUCACACACAUUGAAAUGAUGUGUGCCAAAAUCAAAAUCAUGAGCCUUG